AUGAGAGAGGAGGGACCAGGACCAGAGCACACCAUGAAGAGAGGAGGACCAGGACCAGAGCCCACCAUGAAGAGAGGAGGACCAGGACCAGAGCACACCAUGAAGAGAGGAGGACCAGGCCAGAGCACACAUGAGAGAGGAGGAGGACCAGGACCAGAGCACACCAUGAAGAGAGGAGGACCAGGACCAGAGCACACCAUGAAGAGAGGAGGACCAGGACCAGAGCACACCAUGAAGAGAGGAGGACCAGGACCAGAGCACACCAUGAAGAGAGGAGGACCAGGACCAGAGCACACCAUGAAGAGAGGAGGACCAGGACCAGAGCACACCAUGAAGAGAGGAGGACCAGGACCAGAGCACACCAUGAAGAGAGGAGGACCAGGACCAGAGCACACCAUGAAGAGAGGAGGGACCAGGGACCAGAGCACACCAUGA
Messenger RNA from Knipowitschia caucasica, 435 nucleotides. Lineage: Eukaryota; Metazoa; Chordata; Actinopteri; Gobiiformes; Gobiidae. The record is from the annotation of a GenBank genome assembly.